AUGAAAAGCGGCGGCGCCUGCAGCUCUUCCCCCGCCGUCCCGGACCGCCCCACUGGGUCUCCAGCCCGCACCAUUCCCGUGCCCGCGGCAGCGCUGCUGUUGCCGCUACUGCUGCCGCCGCCGGCCCCAGCCGCCGGUCUGGAGGAGCAGGUGUUGCGGGCGCGGGACGCCUGUGGGUGCUGCGCGCUCUGCCUGGGGAGUGAGGGCGAGCCCUGCGGCGGCCGCAGCGCCGUCGGGGCGCCGCGCUGCGAGCCGGGGCUGCUGUGCGCCAGCUGGGGCGGCUCCGGCGCGGGCCCCGAGGGCUCGGGGGUCUGCGUCUGCAAGGACGCCGGCGCGGUUUGCGGCACCGACGGGCGCACGUACAGCAGCCUCUGCGCCCUGCGCCUCCGCCACUGGGUCUCCUUCCGCGGCGGCGCCCGCCGCCUCCGCAAGACGCACGGCGGCGAGUGCCAGAUCGCUCCUGUGAUCGUUGUGUCACCAAAGAAAAUUCACAAUGUCACUGGGGCCCAUGUGCACCUGUCCUGUGAACUGAAGGCAGUGCCCACUCCUGUCAUCGCUUGGAGAAAGGUCUCAGAGUCACGCAAAGGAGUCAAACUCCUGGAGGAGCUGCCUGGAGACAGAGCAAACAUGGCUGUUCAAGUUUGCGGAGGACUUUCGCAGCACAAAGGCAUGGGGCAGGGGGCGGGGGGCAUUGACCGACUAAUGAAGGAAGAUGAGGGGUUCUACCAGUGUCAUGCUACCAAGAUAGCUGGAGAGGCACAUGCAGAUGGGAGUAUCACAGUCCUAGAGCAGAACAAAAGCAAGAAGGAGACAUCCCUUCUGGCAUGGGACAGCCCUGCCUAG
Messenger RNA from Gymnogyps californianus (California condor), 843 nucleotides. RefSeq names its product insulin like growth factor binding protein like 1 (gene IGFBPL1). Gene Ontology annotation, biological process: regulation of cell growth; regulation of signal transduction. Gene Ontology annotation, cellular component: extracellular region. Lineage: Eukaryota; Metazoa; Chordata; Aves; Accipitriformes; Cathartidae. The record is from RefSeq and is a predicted model, not a curated record. Gene Ontology annotation, molecular function: insulin-like growth factor binding.